AAAAAUACAAAAACGAGUGAGAGAGAGAGAGAGAAAAACUUCAAAGCUCCAAUUUGAGAUUCUUCCAUCUCCACUGACUUGUAUUGGGGAUAGGGUUAGGGUUAGGUUUGCCCGUUUGAAAUUAAUCUGCAGAAAGAUGGAGUCGGAAGAAGAGUACAGAAGGAAGGAGCGCAUGGCAUUGUUGGUGAUUGUGGUGCUUGCUUCACUGUCCGUCGCUUCAUUACUCGUCGCCUUCAGCUACUACUGCUACGUCCGCAACAAGGUCGCCAAGCGCCUCAAGAACCACAAAGGGUCUGACCCUGAGGACAAAGGUGGUUUUUCAAAUUUGCAAGUUGCUUCCAACAAAGGACUUCAGGUCUUCACAUUCAAGCAACUACAUUCCGCAACUGGUGGUUUCAGCAAGUCAAAUGUCGUUGGCAAAGGCAGCUUUGGGUUAGUGUACCGAGGUGUUCUCCAUGAUGGGAGGAAAGUGGCGGUUAAGUUUAUGGACGAAGCAGGAAAGCAGGGAGCAGAGGAAUUCAAAAUGGAGGUGGAAUUGCUAAGUAGGCUGUGCUCUCCAUAUUUGCUGGCACUACUUGGGUAUUGCUCAGAUAACAGUAGUCAUAAGUUGCUGGUGUAUGAGUUCAUGGCAAAUGGUGGUUUGCAGGAACAUUUGUAUCCUGUCAAUGGUUCUAAUGCUGUCUCCUUUAAGUUAGACUGGGAAACCCGGUUGAGAAUAGCUCUUGAAGCUGCGAAGGGUUUGGAGUAUCUCCAUGAACAUGUCAGUCCUCCUGUGAUUCACAGAGAUUUUAAGAGCAGCAACAUUCUCUUGGAUAAAAACUUUCAUGCCAAAGUUUCUGAUUUUGGAUUGGCCAAGCUGCUUGGAUCUGAUAAAGCUGGUGAUUACGUUUCCACCAGAGUAUUGGGUACACAGGGAUAUAUUGCCCCCGAGUAUGCAUUAACAGGGCAUUUGACAACUAAAUCAGAUGUUUACAGCUAUGGGGUUGUGCUUUUGGAGUUGCUUACAGGCAGAGUUCCAGUUGAUAUGAAGAGACCUUCUGGCGAGGGUGUUCUUGUUUCUUGGGCAUUGCCCCAGCUGACAGAUAGGGAGCAGGUUGUACAAAUCAUGGAUCCUGCAUUAGAGGGUCAGUACUCAAUGAAGGAAGUCAUUCAGGUGGCAGCAAUUGCUGCAAUGUGCGUGCAACCCGAAGCCGAUUACAGGCCGCUGAUGGCAGAUGUUGUGCAAUCACUGGUACCGCUUGUGAAAGUUCACAGGUCAACUUCGAAGGUAGGCAGCUCAUCUAGUUUUCAUGCUACAAAGUCACCUACAGCGCAGAUUAGUAAAGCAAGUCUAUGAAAGUAAUUGAAGACACGCGUAAAUCACCUACUGAAGGUGGUUCCUAAGGUAGCUAAGAUUAGAUUAUGUGUAAUCUCAUCAUCAGUCCUGUAAGUUUUUUUGUAGUCUCUGCUAAUUUGAUCGAGGAAGAAUGUAGAUUGAAGUAAAUAGAAUGUCAUCCGAAUUAUGAACCUAGCUAGCAGACAUGGUCGACUUAAGAAGGCUCCUUAUGUAGUAGAUGAUUAAAACUCUCUCUCUCUC
Molecule: messenger RNA, 1576 nt
Organism: Malus domestica (apple)
Lineage: Eukaryota; Viridiplantae; Streptophyta; Magnoliopsida; Rosales; Rosaceae
Product: probable serine/threonine-protein kinase PBL7
Biological process (GO): protein phosphorylation
Molecular function (GO): protein kinase activity; ATP binding
Source: RefSeq, a predicted model, not a curated record